ACGAUGGCCCCGUCAUGCCUGAGACGGCGAUCUUCACCGCCGUCUUCAAUGCGCUCGGCUUCCUGCCCGCCAUCACGGCGUCCAUGCUGGUCGGCGGCGGGUCCUUCGCGAAGGGGCGGCAGCCGGUGCCGGCGCCGCCGUUCGUGUUCGGGGCGUUCGCGCUGGGGUUCUUCUCGCUGGGGCCCUACCUGGCCGUAAGGAACUACCUCCCGCAGGCGGCGGGUGACGAAGGGGAGGAGAUGUCCACGUUGGAGAAAGUCCUCACGAGCAAGGCCUUGGCCGUGCCCCUGCUGGCCUUGUCGGCGUUCGUGGUAUUUUCUCUCGUCUCGGCGCUUACCGGUCGACCUUUCAAUCAUCCUAGAAGCAUCGGAGUGGUUCGGUCGAUCUCUCCUACCAAGUUCGCCUCGCUGUAUUCCACCUCAUCGCUUUUCCUGGUACCUAAAAGAGGAUGCCUUGACGUUCCGAACAGGUUGGAGAUGCACUCGCACCGAACUAAUUGGCAAAAGAUGAAGGGCAGCAACAUCAAACCGACCCCACCCACACCCCUCCCAUCGAACCCACCCCCUUUCCAAGACCCCGAGGCGAUCUCGGCAUUUGGGGAGCUGUUCUGGAGCUCGAAGCUCGCCCACAUCUCCACGAUGGACCUGUGCGUGCUGAGCACGGUGAUCAUCGACCCCAUCCGAGAGGACAUGCGUCGGAGAGGCGUUGAGCCGGAGCUGGCGAAGGUAGCCUUGUUUUCGGUGCCCCUGGUGGGGCCGGCCGCGUGGAUGCUGGUUCGACCACCUGUCGAGUAACCUGUGAUAGCUCUAUCCGUUUGCCUACGUACCUCCUCCGUUUUUGAUUAUGGCAGUCAUAGCCGGCCACGUGAGUUGAUCGUGUUUACUGAUCUGUCGGGCAAUGUUUGCGCGAAGUCUCGACGGGCCGGUGAAGCACGCAAUCUGACGACGAGCUCACCGUGAUCUUGGGAAAGGGGCUGAAGGACCGGACGGUGGUGUUGCUGAGGCGGCUGUGUUGCGCAGAGGAACUGACCGCCUAGGGUGUGUCGAUUGUACCGAGGGGGGGACGGACUGUACUCAAUGUAACCGCACGCCGUACAGUAGUCUUGAGACCGCCUAGGGUGUGUCGAUUGUACCGAGGCGGGGACGGACUGUACUCAAUGUAACCGCACGCCGUACAGUAGUCUUGAGACCGCCUAGGGUGUGUCGAUUGUACCGAGGCGGGGACGGACUGUACUCAAUGUAACCGCACGCCGUACAGUAGUCUUGAGACCGCCUAGGGUGUGUCGAUUGUACCGAGGCGGGGACGGACUGUACUCAAUGUAACCGCACGCCGUACAGUAGUCUUGAGACCGCCUAGGGUGUGUCGAUUGUACCGAGGCGGGGACGGACUGUACUCAAUGUAACCGCACGCCGUACAGUAGUCUUGAGACCGCCUAGGGUGUGUCGAUUGUACCGAGGCGGGGACGGACUGUACUCAAUGUAACCGCACGCCGUACAGUAGUCUUGAGACCGCCUAGGGUGUGUCGAUUGUACCGAGGCGGGGACGGACUGUACUCAAUGUAACCGCACGCCGUACAGUAGUCUUGAGACCAUUGAUCUCGCAUCCCACCAUCGCCGAGGCGGAGCGACAUGCCGGGUUUUCGCCGAUCCAGAUAUACGCACGUUUCACAAGGAUGAACCAGAAGCUGGCCAUCAUCCUGCGUUUGACGUUCAAACCAGGUAUACCAUUCCGUGGGUUGACCGGGGGCGGGGGGGGGNGGGGGGGGGGGGGGGGGGGGGGGGGGGGGGGGGGGGGGGGGGGGGGGGGGGGGGGGGGGGGGGGGGGGGGGGGGGGGGAUGCGGCCGAAGGACGACGACGAUGCUGCUGGACUUCGGUCUUGGUAUCCACAGCAUCCAGAAGUUGCCCGUACACGAGAUAGAAAAUGUGCACACAGAGUGAGAAAGGGUGUUUCGGGGAGCCCACAGAAAGGUUGGUCCCGCACGUAAUUGACGAGGACUGGAGAUGUAACCUGCCAUUACAGGUUUAGUCUAGUGUCCCAUGGUUUUCGUAGGGGCCUCUUACAUGCGUUCCGCGUCGUCAUUCCGGUGGUCUCUUGAAGUGAACAUGUCCUCCAUAUCUCGUCCUCGUGAGCAAGAGAGCGAUGCUUUGCUUUCCUAUGCUAGCCGGAGACGCGUAACUCUCCAAAGCCUGACCAACCCGACGAGUACCGGUCUACUUGUGUACAGAGUCUUUUGUAGGUCGCACAGGAUACCACACACCCGCACCGGUUACAUGUAUCAGAGAGCCCGCACUCUGCCCCCCCGAGCCAAAAGUUUGAAAAAAAUGACGGUGCCGAAAAUGGCGGCGUUGGAAUUGCCUCGUCACGAGCUUUCUCAAAAUGCACCUGUGACGUUCUCUUCAUCGUGGAGUACGCAUAUGUCGAGCUUAUUGGAAUUUAGUCCAGGGGUGUGUGCUAUCUUUCGGUACAACAGUGUCGCGGUCGUGGCAAAUCUCGUCCUUCCCCGAGCGAGCUAAUGCACCGCAGUGUUGCGCCAAAGGGAGAUUCCAAACUCAACCUUGGUUUCGGCUGGACUCUCGGCACCCUCCGUUUUGCCCGGCAUCUUCCUUCUUACAAACAUGAUCGUCUCUGUGUCCUCUGGAGUGUUCGAGAACACAAGAACAUACCGUUGGGUACCUUGAUCUCGCUUUUGCUGUUGCUUUUGUUUUUUGUACAUCUGGCUGUCCUGUUUGCUCCGUUACUCCCAUGCCCUGGUGCGUAGUGCCUGGUGCUGGACAAGGGGGGUGGUGCUGCUACUGUAGUCGAAUUGUAGUGUGUGGGCGUGCAGUUCAGUUGUGAGCACGUAAACGUGCUGUAGGGAUUGCACGUGUACCUCCUCGGGCUUGUGUACCCUUUUCUUCCUAAUAGUGUGUGUGUUCUUUAGAUCUUCUCAUGGCUCUAGCAUUUUUGUGACCACGGACCGAGUCUUUACUAGAUUUUGGGAUUAGCAACUGACACGAGAAUAAACAGCAACAACAACAACA
Molecule: messenger RNA, 3021 nt
Organism: Ectocarpus sp. CCAP 1310/34
Lineage: Eukaryota; Phaeophyceae; Ectocarpales; Ectocarpaceae
Source: the annotation of a GenBank genome assembly